This is a messenger RNA of Coregonus clupeaformis (lake whitefish), 2102 nucleotides long. RefSeq lists its product as uncharacterized. The record is from RefSeq and is a predicted model, not a curated record. Gene Ontology annotation, biological process: neuropeptide signaling pathway. NCBI's taxonomy places the organism in Eukaryota, Metazoa, Chordata, Actinopteri, Salmoniformes, Salmonidae. Gene Ontology annotation, cellular component: secretory granule. The coding region runs from base 98 to 1957 and encodes 619 amino acids. The transcript has 16 exons.
AAUAGUUUACCUGGAAGAAACUGCUAAAUAACAUUUAGGACUACCCUGCUUUGCUUCUACUGUUUAUUUUUUUCAGCUGCAAAAUAGUGACAGAAAUAUGAAGAUUUCAGAUAGGCCUGGUGACAUGGUCCGUCUCUCUGUUUUACAACAUCUUCGUGUGGUUCAUGGGAUAAAGCUGAAAAACUGUCAAAGAGGGAAAGAGAGAAGUUUUACAGGUGGUACAAAAGUGUUUGGAGUUCCACUGGGGAGUUUGCAGUUGUGCUACGUACCAGUGUAUGGGCUGGUACCUUGCUUUCUAGUGUAUGCCUGUGAGCAUCUACUGGGGUAUGCUGGGACUGAUGGUCUUUUCAGAAAAUCCGGCUCUGUUGUUCGUCUGAGGACCCUCAGGGCUAAACUAGACCACGGGGAGGCCUGUCUGUCCACAGCCCUCCCCUGUGACGUGGCCAGCCUUUUGAAGCUGUUCUGCCGUGAGCUUCCAGACCCUCUAUUCCCCUCAGACCUCCACUCAGCCCUGCUGAAGGCCCAGCUACUGCCUACCGUGGAGGAGAGGGCCUCAGCCACCCAGCUGCUGUCCUGCCUACUGCCUGACAGGAACUCUGCCUUCCUCAGAUACUUCUUCCACUUCCUCUCAAAGGUCUCCCACAGGUGUGCAGAGAACAGGAUGACCAAUAGUAACCUGGCUGUGAUCUUUGCCCCGAGCCUGCUUCCUCCCAGCCACAGAAAAGAGGGGAUGGACACGUGCAUGAAAUUCAAGGCCGUGGUCCGUACCUUCAUAGAGAAUGACCAUUCAUUCGGUGUGGUUCCUCAGGUGGUCGUGGAGGGCAGCCCAGGUCAUGCUGAGAUGUCUCCCUGCAGGAAGAAACGGACCCUCAGAAAGAGUCUGGGUUUGGAGGCCUUCCCAGAUAUUCAGCUUUUCAGGAGCAACACCUUUUGCUCCGGGCAACCAGGCACAAGUCUUUCAGCCCUGUUGGCCAGGUCUCCCUCCGUCCCAGUGAGGACAGAGAGCUGCAGAGUACAGAACAAAACAUUCAAAAGAAUGGAUUCGGGAAACGUUGGGUGUUUUUCGACCAAAAGGCUGAAGGGAGGUGACAGUGUCCCCAGGUAUCAUGGUCUGUCUGGUCUGGGAAAGCUGAACCUAACCACCUGGAAGAGCAGGAGACGCACCACUCUAUAUCCAACAUGUCUACCGACCGCAUCCUCGGUCAGCAUCACUAGCUCUUCUUCGCGUCCAGGAUACACGUUUGCCACGAGCCUGAGAGAAAACAUAGCAGUUUUAAAGCCGACACCAGAGAUGGGUUCGGCGAUGAGGUUGAGUAGAACAGUGCUGCUGAUCAUUCUGGUAUGUAUAGCGGGGUUGGCAUCGGCCCGGAGCCCCCGCACAGCAGACCAGGUAUCUGAGGCCGACAUUCAGCGUCUCCUACACGGAGUCAUGGAGCAGCUGGGUAUCGCUCGGCCCAGGGUCGAGUACCCCGCUCACCAGGCCACCAACAUCGUGGGGCCACAGAGCAUCCAAGGUGGCGCCCACGAGGGACUGCAGCACCUGGGUCCCUAUGGAAACAUCCCCAACAUAGUAGCUGAGCUGACAGGGGACAACAUCCCUAAAGACUUCAGUGAGGACCAUGGAUACCCCGACCCUCCUAACCCCUGUCCACUGGGAAAGACAGCUACAGAUGGGUGUCUGGAGAACGCCCCGGACACAGCAGAGUUCAGCAGAGAGUUCCAGAAACAUCAGCACCUGUUCGACCCCGAGCACGACUACCCUGCUCUGGCCAAGUGGAACAAGGAGCUGUUGUACCAGAAACUGAAGGGAGGACCCAAAAGAAGAAAAAGGAGUGUCAAUAACCCCUACCUGAUGGGUCAGAGGCUGGACAACGUUGUGGCCAAGAAGUCUGUUCCCCACUACCCAGAAGAGGAUGAAGACUAUCGCACCACCACUGCAACAGAAAUCACCACCUAAUCACAAACACUGCUGUUCUAUCAUUACUGGCCCGCCAUGUUCACUUCACAUUAUCUAAAACUAAAGUAGAUUUAAGCAAUAAGGCCCGAGGGGGUGUGGUAUAUGGCCAAUAUACCACGGCUAAGGGCUGUUCUUAAGCACGAUG